UAUUGCUUUUCUGAUGUUAUUUUAAUUGAAAUACGGACUAUGUAAAAUGAUAUCAGAUUUUGAUAUUUGAUACGUGUAUAAAAUAAGCAACAGUGUAUAAACGAGACUGCUUAAAAAAAGGAUAAAAGCUAUAUUUACAAUAGCAUGUUUCAUAAGGAAGUUAUAAUACGGUAAAAGGUACUUGUUGAGCGAGAUUUUGUUAUGUCAAACUAAAUUUCGUUGAAGUUAACAUUAAGUUAUAACAUAAUAGUUAACACCUUAAACGUGUACGUGUUCCUACUUGAAUGUAAUUAUACAACAAAAUUACAUUUUUGUUUACGUUCGACGUUACGAGAUGGAGAAAACUUUAUUUGUUUUGAUUACGGGAAUACUAAAUGUAACAGCAAAAGAUGUUGAAAUAAACAACGAAGUAACAAUUGUAUGCCCACUUCCGGGGGUUACUUUCCCGAAAUGGACUGGUCCAGCUACACUAGCUACACCUUUAACGGAUGGCCAAACAAUCAACGAACCGGGCAUUGAAUGGGAUGGAUGACAAGAACCUUAAGAUACUGAGUGUGGAGACAAAACAUACAGGACAAUACUCAUGUUCUUCUGGUGAUAAAGAGGGACUUGCCGAGGGGAUUAAUGUACUAACAUAUAACGUAACAGUUUCCUUUUUGAAUGUCGACAAAGAAGAUGUUACCAAUACUGAACGAUUAGUAGGAGAGAUUGAUAAAAAUAUGACCGUCACAUGUCAAGCAAAUGGCGGCAAUCCUGCGCCUGAUGUCACUAUUGUAUUUGAUGAUGACGCCACAAAUGCACCAGCUAUAGGACCCGUGACAAUAAUAAAAGAAAUGAAAGAAGAAAAUACAUACCAAGUUAACGCAAGUGUAACAUUUAAUGCAAAUGGAUCUGUCGAUUACAAAUACAUCAUCUGCUCAGCUUCUUAUCCGGACAAAAACUCAACAGAUGGGACAAUUUUGAUAUAUUUAUUGCGACCACCUCUGAUGAGAGCUUUGACGAUUUCCAAGUUCCCGUCAUUGACAUCAAACCAGAUGAAGCUAAGCUGUGACACGACUAGUAGGCCUGAAACACAACUCAAAUGGUUAAUAGAUGAUAAAAAUAUCACGGAAUCUGGACUUAAUAUUGAGGAAGACAAGCCUGAAUGUAUUGAGGAUAGUGCAACUCAUAUUUUUACAUGUAUGUCAAAUAUAACGAUCAAUGAUAUAAAGAAAGAAGACAAUGGUAAAUCAAUCUAUUGUGAGUCUAAUUAUCGCGACGAUGUGACGAAAACAUCACCAGCAAAAAUCAGUCUUCCGUACCGAGCGACAAACAUAGUUAUCUCUGGAAACACAAGCGGUGUUGUAAACAGCGUUGGGAAGGUCACGCUGACCUUAACCUGCGCAACUGAUGCUGCAAAUCCAGCAGAAAAACUUAACUGGUAUAUUGGGUCUGAAAAGACGGAAAUAAAUAGCACGUAUCCUGUUGUUGAAGUUGAUGAAAUGUAUGAUGGUAAAAACGUAUCUCAAGACAUAGACAUUGUCGCAGACCGGACAAUGAAUAAACAGGAAGUGUCGUGUUGCGCUGAUCCAGAUCUAUGCACAAUGGUGACAUUAGAUAUACAGUAUCCGCCAAUAUUGCUUGCUCCACAGCUAAGUCAUUACCGGGCUUACACCACUGACAAUAUAUCUAUACCAUGUAUAGCAGACAGUAGUCCUGUCGCAUAUAUUGCCUGGUUUAGAAUGGAAGGCCAAGAGUCUGUGCAUAUAAGCAAUAACACGGAUGAUCCAUCAAAUAUAUUUUAUCUUCAGGUAGUAAAUAUAUCAAGCACAGAUGCAACUACAUAUGAAUGCAAAGCUUGGAGCCAAUUACAAGAUAUAAGUAAAGCAGUUACUAAAUUAACUACACUAACAGUAUAUGAAAAACCUGCUGAGCCUAUAAUGGAAACUACUUUCGACGCUGAUAAAUUCUACAUAGAAAUUAAAACCGGCACUGAUGCACCGGAUAUACCUCGAAAAUUUUAUAUUCAGUACAAAAAGGUUGACGAGGAAGCAUGGCGAGAGGUGGACACGGCCUAUGACGAUACAUUACCUGGUCAAGAAUCAACAACUUACAGUUAUGGUUUCAAAAAAAGUAACCUUGAUCCUGACUGUGAAUAUGAAGUUAGAAUAAAGUCUGUGGAUGAUUAUGGAUUAAUAUCAUAUACAGCAAAGUCUUCUUUUAGAACGGACAAAGAAGUCGUAACAUCUGAGGAGGAAAUGGUGAGCAUGACGAAAUAUAGAAACGCCAUCCUCAUCUCCGUGUUCGCCACAGCUGGUGUCUUCCUCAUCAUUCUUACCAUUUUUGUGUGUGCUGUGAAAAGAGGGAAAUGUGGGAGCUUCAACAGCAGUAAAUCGUAUGUAAUGUGAAGAAAUCUAAAUAACAUAAAGAUACCAUAAAAACUAGUAAUUACGUCUUCAACGGAAUGGUACCUUUUGCUGAACAUUUCGAUCGAGAUUAUCAUUAUUGUGCAAUAUUUUGUAACACACCAGGGUGUUUGAUUUUAGAAUUAAGAUAUCGCAACUUGUUUAUUUACAUAAUUUAACUGUUUCGGUUAACGACGGAAUGGAAUGUUCAAAUAUUCUCAUAACAUCAAUUUCAAUAUCAUUUGUACUUUAAACGUGUUGUACUUUAAGUAUGUUGCAUAGUCGUUAUGGAAACGAAAGAUAAAAUUGCGUUUCAAGAUAAAUGUAUUGUCAUAUUUCUAUAUUUUCGAAACAUUACCAGGCAAAGUAAUCGAAGUUAUAAAAAGGAUUAAAAUCAAAUAUAUUUCAAGCAAGUCACAUAUACUGCCGAACUGUAUUUUAUACAUUGUAAUCUAUAAGAAGAAGGCCUUUAUAAGCUCAGACCUUUUACAACAAUUCAUGGCUGUAUAGUGUACAUAAAUUAUUGAUAUAAUUUCUAUUUAUACUGUUAAGCUGUUCGAAAUGAACUAUAUUUAAAGAAUUUAAAGUUAGCGUACAAUCAUCUACUUUAAUUUGGUCAUUUUUUUUUGCUAAACUUCCGAUAAAUUUAUAUAUAUAAAUACCAUAAAACAAUUGUUGAAGAUAUAAUUAUGUAAAUACGUAGUCGUAAAGAAAUAGCUCAAGCAAGGAGUACUUACAUAAUGGCUUGCCUGAAUAAAUAAUGUUGUUUACUUUAAUUAUAAUAUAAAUAAUGUCUCGUGAAAUUCUACUCUUCUCACUUACAUCCAAAUAUAAUAUUUUUCGAAUCUAUUCGGGUUCAUUGAUUUUGAUUGUCCUCGAAGAAUAAUUCGUAUAAGGUGGAUAAGAAAGAGAAUAAUUUAUGAGAUUUUUAAUCAAACUGUUUAAGAUAUAUAUAAAUAGAAAUAUAUUAUAGUAUUGGUAUAAGUAAAAUUUCAUGUGAUGUUUUGAUUUUGUUAGAAUAUAUAGAAUAUACAUGUAUAAGGACUGUGUACAUAUCUAUCAGUAUUAGCGGGGUUAUCACAAAUUGCAUUUAUUUUAGAAUUUUCAAAAAUAUUAAAAACGUUUUUGUAUCUUUUCGCUUGUUCAUUAUAAAUUUUUAUGAUUAUAUUGGUUAAAAGAUUGACUAGUGCUCGAAUAGUAGUGCUUGCAGAGACCUUCAGAAAAAAUUGUUUAAGUAUACAUGUAACGCUUAGGACCCGAAUGUAGACAAACCAAAAAAAGUGCUUAUUUUGUAUACGGUGGUGGAUUAUUUAGUUUGUACAUUUACGAUAAACUUUGACAGAAUGCUCGCUUUUAUUUGCUGCUUGCCAUAUUUAUUUAUGAAUACAUUGUAUUUAAGUUAUAAUAAACAUGUUUAUGCACAUUUAAUUGUUUGAAUUCUUCACAAAUUUAAUAAUCAUGUCGGACGUACUUAAUUCAAUAAAACAGCGGAUAUUAUGACAAUUUUUAUCUCACUUUUUAUAAUAUUCAUCGCAGAUUGUAAUAAAUUGAAAGACAGAUCAGUAUAAAGUUUUCUUUAAAAUUAUUUUUUGCUUGACAGACCUUAUGUCAAGAAUUUAUUUUUUAAAUGCUAGGAAGGAACAUUCAUCUAUGGUCAAUUUAAAUGGAUUCUGUACGUAUAUUUAUAUUGACUCAAUUAGGUGCCUUAUAUCACCAAUAUAUAGCAUGGAUUUAAACCGUUCUUUAAUAUUAUUAUAGCCAAUAGCAUAUUGUGUGCCUUUGAAAUGGUUAACUCUAGAAACUACAUUAAAAUCGUGCUUUCAAAACUAACAUGCAAUGAUAUAUUUUCUUAUUUUGUGUAACUUUCGGCGAAGAACUUUUUAAAAAAUUGUGCAUCAUUUUGUUAUGUCAUGUAAGGUUGAUAAUACGGUCAUAUUUAAGUUUUUGUAUUUAACCAUACUUGCAAGUCCCCUAGAUGAAUGGAUUUUAUAUGAUGUAUGAGGAAAUGUUUAUGUGUAAAUGACGCCUAGGGCUGAUACACGAGGCUGUUUCAUAUUGCCAAAUACAAUUAUUAUAUUGGUAAGCUAAUAUAUAUCAAUGCCAAGCUGAAAUAUUGCCAAGCUGUUGUUGUGGAAUAAGAUGUUAGGCGAGACUUAUGUCUUUGAUGUAUAAUAUUGCCAGCAUAUUGCUAGGCGGAUAUAUCGUAAGGUUAAAGAGUUAUAACUGAAGACCUGUAUAUGUUAGGUAGAGUUAUAACUGCAGACUUGUAAAUUGUUAGGUAGAGUUAUAACUGCAGACUUGUAUUUUGUAAGGCAGAGUUAUAACUGCAGACUUGUACUUUGUUAGGCAGAU
Molecule: messenger RNA, 4736 nt
Organism: Ruditapes philippinarum (Manila clam)
Lineage: Eukaryota; Metazoa; Mollusca; Bivalvia; Venerida; Veneridae
Exons: 13
Coding region: 489-2387 (632 amino acids)
Molecular function (GO): protein binding
Source: RefSeq, a predicted model, not a curated record